This is a messenger RNA of Entamoeba dispar SAW760, 1608 nucleotides long. RefSeq names its product br serine/threonine protein kinase, putative. The record is from RefSeq and is a predicted model, not a curated record. NCBI's taxonomy places the organism in Eukaryota, Evosea, Mastigamoebida, Endamoebidae. Gene Ontology annotation, cellular component: cytoplasm. Gene Ontology annotation, molecular function: ATP binding; protein serine/threonine kinase activity. The transcript is spliced from 3 exons. Bases 1 to 1608 code for a protein of 535 amino acids. Gene Ontology annotation, biological process: intracellular signal transduction; protein phosphorylation.
AUGUCACAGUGUUAUCGUGUGGGACAAUUCAUCAUUGGAAAAAAACUUGGAGAAGGGAUGUGUGGAAAAGUAUAUCUUGCAUUUCAUGAAAAAACAGGAGUUAAAGUAGCUAUUAAAAUAGUAGAUAAAACAAAAUUAAUGAGAAAACCAGAAAUGAAAAGGAAAGUAGAACGAGAAAUAGCAUUUUUAAAAAUAAUAAAUCAUAGAAAUGUUAUGCAAUUAUAUACUGUAUAUGAAACAACACGAUAUCUUUUCUUAGUAAUGGAAUUACUUGAAGGAGGAGAAUUAUUUGAUUAUAUAAUUUCAAAAGGGAGAUUAGAAAUAGAAGAAGUAUUAGUUUAUUUUCAACAAUUAAUAUUUGCAGUAGAACAUUUUCAUUCAAGACAUAUAUGUCAUCAUGAUUUAAAACCAGAGAAUUUACUUUUAACAAAAGAUCUUCAAAGGAUUAAAGUAUGUGAUUUUGGAAUGUCAUCAUAUUGUGGAAAUAAUAAACUUCGAGAAUAUUGUGGAAGUCCACAUUAUACAGCACCAGAAGUAUGUAAGAAAGAAGCAUAUGAUGGAUUAAUUUCAGAUAUAUGGUCAUGUGGAGUUAUUCUUUAUGUUAUGACAUUUGGAUUAAUGCCAUUUGAUGGAGAAACAUUAGAAGAAUUAAUAGAAAAAGUAAUAAUAGGGAAAUUUGAAUAUCCAGAAGAUAUUGAAGUUUCAGAAGAAGUUAAAGAUUUAAUUAAUAGAAUGCUUAAAAUUAAUCCAAAAGAAAGAAUUACAAUAAAAGAAAUUAAAGAACAUAAAUUUUUUCAAAGUAAUAAACCAAAUAUAGAAAAUGUACCAUCAAUAAUUGAAGAAGCAGGAGAACCAAUUAAAAAUAUUGAUAGUAAUAUUAUGGCAAUUUUAUGUUAUUUAUUAAAUAAUGUACAUAUUACAGAAAUAAGAGAAAAUUUAUUUGAUCCAAAACCAAAUACUAUUCGAGCAUUUUAUAGAUUAUUAGAACAACAUCGUAAAAAUGCACAAGGAGAUCCAUUUGCAUUUUCAAGAAAUAGUCCAGGACCACAAAGUCUUAAAAAUACGAUUUUUGCUAUUCCAGGAACAUCACCAAGUGAUAUUUCAUUUUCACCAGCAUUUAAUGAUUUAGCAAAUAGAAUUAAAAUAGAAAUUCCACAUGUAAAAACACCAAAAGCAGUACCAUCACCAAUGAUAAAUAAUCAAGAAAUAAAUAAUAGUUUAAGUAUGGGACAAUCACCAAUAAUGUUUAGUGUACCAAGAGAAGCUGAAUGGGGAUUUGUAGCAACAAAUAAUGUUUCAACAAAAGAAAUAUUAGAAUUAGAUUGUAGUGUUCAAAUAGCAAGAAAUAAAAUUGAAAAAGCAUUUAAUGAAUUAGGUAUUAAUUGGAAAAAAAGAGGAAAAAUUUAUGAAUGUAAUUAUAAAUAUUUAGAAGAAGAAAAUGUUAAUGUAAUGUUUGAAGUUAGUAUUGAAGAAGGAGAAAUUAAUGAAAUAUCAGCAGGAUUUGGAAUUGUUACAACAAUUAAAUUUAUUUACACACAAGGAGAUAUUGUUUCAUUUAGUGAUGUCUAUAACUUAAUAACUAAGUUAGUAACAGACGUAGAUUAUUAA